Molecule: messenger RNA, 392 nt
Organism: Nannochloropsis gaditana CCMP526
Exons: 1
Source: RefSeq, a predicted model, not a curated record
CAGAAACUGCGGGCAGCUCGUUUGUCCAAAAUGUUCGAAGUCCCGGUGGCCCCGCGGCAUGCUUCCCUCCACCUACCAUAACAAUGAAAGUACAGUCCGCGUAUGUGAUGCAUGUAAUCACCUUGCGUGGAAUUUCCGUCGUGCCUUGAAAGAAGGAGACCGCAUUCGAGCAUUGGAACUUUUUGCGAGUGGAAAUUUGAAUAUCUGGAUGCCUUUCAUCAUCGAGUCGGUGCGGGAGUAUCCAGUUCACUGUGCAGCUGAGGGCGGCAAUCUUGAUCUUCUUCGAUGGCUUGUUAAUGAACUUGGCUGUCCAUUGUAUGAGACGGCAGAUGGCGCAUCGCCGCUUCUGACGCAUCGAGGGGACAGUGUUUUAGGCGUGGCUUCGCGACAUC